Symbiodinium necroappetens is the source of this 1264-nucleotide messenger RNA. The record is from the annotation of a GenBank genome assembly. NCBI's taxonomy places the organism in Eukaryota, Dinophyceae, Suessiales, Symbiodiniaceae.
AUGGACAAGGCUAUGGAAUGGCUGAAGAAGAAGGGCAUGGCAAAAGCCGACAAGAAAGCUGGCAAUGUGGCAGUGGAGGGCUGCGUGGCCUCGUAUGUCCACUUCAACAACAAGAUCGCAGUCCUGGUAGAGGUGAACAGUGAGACCGAUUUCGUUGCCAGCAACGCGAUCUUCAAGGAGUUCACUGCUGAUGUCGCCAUGCAAAUUGCAGCCAACUCUGAUGUGGGGUACGUGACCACGGAUGAUGUUCCUGCGGCGGAGAUGGAGAAAGAGAAGCAGCUUGAAAUGACCAAGGAGGAUCUGGAAGGCAAGCCAGAUGCGAUCAAGGAGAAGAUUGUGGGAGGCCGCUUGAAGAAAAAGUUCGAGGAGAAGGCAUUGAUGAGCCAGAAAUGGUUGAAGGACGAGGACAUCACUGUCCAGGAAGCCGUCAAGCAGACCAUUGCAAAACUUGGCGAGAACAUCGUCAUCAGGCGUUUCCAGCGCUUGACUUUAGGCGAGGGCCUGGAGAAGAAGGACGACGACUUCGCCGCUGGAGUAGAGAAGGAGCUUGCCAAGUACAAGAACGCAGGUGGAGAGGCAAAGGAGGAGAAGAAGGAGGAGAAGGAAGAGAAGAAGGAAGAAAAGCAGGAGGAGAAGAAAGAGGAGGAGAAGAAGGAAGAGAAGCCGAAAGUUGCAGUCUCUGCAGCACAGGUGAAGGAGCUGCGCGGCCGGUCUGGCGCAGGAAUCCUCGACGCGAAGAAGGCCUUGACCGAAUGCGAAGGAGACAUGGACAAGGCCAUGGACUGGCUCAAGAAGAAAGGCAUGGCCAAGGCUGACAAGAAGGCUGGGAACCUCUCCGCAGAGGGCGUCAUCGCCUCCUAUGUGCACUUCAACUCAAAGCUGGGCGUGCUCGUGGAGGUUAACAGUGAGACCGACUUCGUCGCCAUCAACUCGAUCUUCAAGGAGUUUGCGUCGGACGUUGCAAUGCAAAUCGCAGCCAACCCAGAUGUGAACUUCAUCUCCGUCGACGAUGUGCCAGCCGACAUGAUGGAGAAGGAGAAGGCUCUUGAGAUGGAGAAAGAGGACCUGGCAGGCAAGCCGGAUGCCAUCAAGGAGAAGAUUGUGUCCGGACGUCUCAGGAAGAAGUUCGAAGAAAGCGCCCUGCUGAGCCAGAAGUGGCUCAAGGAUGAGGACAAGACCGUGCAGGAGGUCUUGAAAGAGCGGAUUGCGAAGCUGGGUGAGAAUCUCGUCAUCCGACGCUUUGCCCGCCUCCAGCUUGGAGAAG